GGCUGAGAUGAAAGGAUUUAUUGACGAUGCAAACUACUCCGUUGGCCUGUUGGAUGAAGGAACAAACCUUGGAAAUGUUAUUGAUAACUAUGUUUAUGAGCAUACCCUGACAGGGAAAAAUGCAUUUUUUGUGGGAGAUCUUGGAAAGAUUGUGAAGAAGCACAGUCAAUGGCAGAACAUAGUGGCUCAGAUAAAGCCGUUCUAUACGGUGAAGUGCAACUCCACUCCAGCUGUGCUUGAGAUUUUGGCAGCUCUUGGAACUGGAUUUGCUUGUUCUAGUAAAACUGAAAUGGCUUUAGUGCAAGAAUUGGGUGUAUCUCCAGAAAACAUCAUUUACAUAAGUCCUUGCAAGCAAGUGUCUCAGAUAAAGUAUGCAGCAAAAGUUGGAGUUAAUAUCAUGACAUGUGACAAUGAAGUUGUUGCACGUAACCACCCAAAUGCCAAGGUCUUACUACAUAUUGCAACAGAAGAUAGUAUUGGAGGUGAAGAGGGUAAUAUGAAGUUUGGCACUACCCUGAAGAACUGUAGGCAUCUUUUGGAAUGUGCUAAGGAACUUGAUGUCCAAAUUAUAGGAGUUAAAUUUCAUGUUUCAAGUGCUUGCAAAGAAUCUCAAGUAUAUGUACAUGCUCUAUCUGAUGUGCGAUGUGUGUUUGACAUGGCUGGAGAAUUUGGCUUCACGAUGAACAUGUUAGACAUUGGUGGAGGCUUCACAGGAACUGAAUUUCAAUUGGAAGAGGUUAAUCAUGUUAUCAGCCCUUUGUUGGAUGUCUACUUUCCUGAAGGAUCUGGCAUCAAGAUAAUUUCUGAACCUGGAAGCUACUUUGUGUCUUCUGCGUUUACACUUGCAGUUAAUAUCGUUGCAAAGAAAGUUGUUGAAAAUGAUAAGUUCUCCUCUGGAGGAAAGACCGGAAGUGAUGAACCAGCCUUCAUGUAUUAUAUGAAUUAUGGUGUUUAUGGUUCUUUUGCAAGUAAACUGUCUGAGGACUUAAAUACCAUUCCAGAGGUUCACAAGAAAUACAAGGCAGAUGAGCCUCUGUUUACAAGCAGCCUUUGGGGUCCAUCCUGUGAUGAGCUUGAUCAAAUUGUGGAAAACUGUCUUCUUCCUGAGCUGAAUGUGGGAGAUUGGCUUAUCUUCGAUAACAUGGGAGCAGAUUCUGUCCAUGAACCAUCUGCUUUCAAUGAUUUUCAGAGGCCAGCUAUUUAUUACAUGAUGUCCUACAGUGAUUGGUAUGAGAUGCAAGAUGCUGGGAUCACUUCAGACACAACAAUGAAGAGCUGCUUCUUUGUGCCUUCUUGCAUUCAGCUGAGCCAAGAAGACAACUUUCCCACUGAAGCUUAAGCAGGCAUUAACGCUUCUGUAGAUCUGAAGUUGCAGGUUAAUAAGCUUGUCUGGUCUACAUUCCAGUGUGGAAAAAAUUUAAACAAUCUUAUUCUGUUAAUUCUCUUGGAAACAAAAACUACUAGUAAUAACUAUUUGGGACCAGACAAAAUCAGCUCUAUAAUUCACUGGGGUAAUUGGGAGAUUAAGAUAAUGUAUCCAGAUUUAAACCUACCAGUUUGCCCUACCCCUUAAGCGUUUAAAAUAAAAUAUGCAACAAAAUGGAUGACUUAGUGGAGAUGGAAGCCCAUUAAUUGGGUUCCCCAUUAAACCGUUUACA
Budorcas taxicolor (takin) is the source of this 1658-nucleotide messenger RNA. RefSeq names its product antizyme inhibitor 1-like. The record is from RefSeq and is a predicted model, not a curated record. Gene Ontology annotation, molecular function: ornithine decarboxylase activator activity; ornithine decarboxylase activity. Lineage: Eukaryota; Metazoa; Chordata; Mammalia; Artiodactyla; Bovidae. Gene Ontology annotation, biological process: negative regulation of protein catabolic process; positive regulation of polyamine transmembrane transport. Gene Ontology annotation, cellular component: cytoplasm.